AUAAAACAGUACAAAUAUAAAACGUUACUUUCCCCACGUCAUUACGUACCAAAAUUGAAAUGUUUGCUUCACAACAGGAGUUGAACACUUUAUCCAUCUGUAGUUUGGUCCAAUCUACACUGGGAACAAAAAACAGUGUAAAAUGUGUAGUGGAUAACAACGUUAACCUGUUUAUAAGAGAAACCAGUAUGCUGUUAACAGCUUUGAAUGUUCAGGAUCCUAUAGGACAGUUUAUUAUAUCUGUUUGUCAGUCAUUUCACCAGCAACAUGGCUGUGGAGUGAAAACACUGCUUUAUAUGAUUGGAAUGUUUGUCAGAGUAUGCAGGAAUCUCAGAGAUAAGGGUGUACCUUCAGAUUACAUAGAUACAAAUUUGGAUGUGAUUUUAGACAAAUGUUGUAAUAAAGCCGAUGAAAUAAGAAUAGAUUUUUCUAAACCUACAUGUAAAAAAACCAAACAGAAAGAAACUAAUGAUAGACCAAACUGGUCUAGUGCUGGAGAGGUUGUAUCAGAAGAAGAAAAAUAUGAAAACUCAUUAAAUGGUAAAGGUCAUCAACUACUAAAAAGGAACCAAAGAGUAAAUUGUUAUACAAAAGGUGAAAGGAAUUUGAAAUCUGAGAAUUCACCAAUAACUGAAUCUGAUCAUAGUGAUCUAGACUGGUUAUUGGAUGAUGAUUUGUCUAGAGAAAUGUUAGGAAUUAAUAAAGACAAUAGGUUAGAUGUUCUUGGUUGUCGUCAACAACAGUCACAUUUUAAGGGGUCACAUGAUAAAAUGAGGCCAAAGAAUAAAACUGUUAAUGAUUGUGAAUCUGAUGAAGAAUUUGAUGACUGUUUUGACACUUUGUUGGAUAAUACAACUGCUGAUCAGGUUCAAGGUCCAAUAGUUCAAAGUUCAGGAGUUAAUCAUGAUUAUAAUUCACAUAGUGUUGAUUUAAAAAUAAAGUCACUUCAACCUACAGAGUCCAAACAAAGAACUGGUUUAAGUUCUGUGAAUAAACUUCUUCAAUCUCUAACAUCUUCAACAGGGAAACAAUUCAGUGCUUCUAAAAUUCUAAACAGUAGCAGACAUUAUAAAACUAUACAAUCAUCUGUUAGCCAAAUAGGUGACAUAUCCAAUGCAGGGGAGACAAGCCAUGUUAGUAAUGGAACAAUAAAAUCUACACAAGAGAUAACUUUAGAAAAGUAUGAGGAAAGGGAUAACAGAAGAAAAUUUAAAACACAUGUUUUGGAUGAUAAAUUUGUGGACAAUGAUAAAUGUACAGAAACAGAAACUGCAUUUUACUCCGGUUCUGAUGGUGGUUGUUGUUUGAAAAGUAAAACAUGUGUUCACAAGGAUGUUAUUCCAGAUAGUGUCCAGGAGAGCACAGAGGCUAGUUUUAUAUCAUUGGUCUUAGGACUUAGUCAUGGAUCUGAAGACAUGAUGACUAGUUUAAUAGGCAUCCUUGAUUUGAGUUCUCCACAGUUUGGGGAGGCUAAUAUAAAUUGUAUACAUAAUAUUUGUAUAGAAGGACCAUUAUCACAGACACCUAUAACAGUACCUGGUAUUGUUGUUAAAGCAAGAACAGAAUUUUUAGAUAUAGUUACAAAAUAUGACCAGACCUCAAUAAAGACUGUGAUAGUAAACGGAGAUAUAACAUAUAACUACAAACAUAUUGGUUACAAGAAAACACUAUCCACCAAACAAGUAUUGUCAGACAGAGUUACAGGAUCAGAAGAGAAUAUUGAAUGGUUGAACACUAUAGAAGACAUCCUAAAGCUGUAUUCCAUACGAUGUUUGAUUGUGAAAGGAUCAGUCUGCAAUGAAGUAAUAGAUCUGUGUCUCAAUAGAAACGUUAUUGUUCUUGAUGGUGUGAAUUACAGAACCUUACAAGGUCUGGCUAACCAGUUUGAUAUCUGUAUGGUGACAUACCUUACUGAUGUGACAGAGGCAAAUGUAUGCAGCCUACUAGUCACACAAUACUGUCAUGACUGGAUGCUGAAACCAUGUAAUCAUGUGAUUUUAAAAGCUGAUGUAAUGGUGAAUAAUUUGAAUACCAUAGUGUUAAGUCAUCCAAGUAAGAAUGGUUGUGAUUUACUAGAACAAGAAUUCGAGCAAUGUAUAAAUGUUUUGUCAUCUGCCCUAUCAUCAGGCUAUGUAUUGCCAGGAUAUGCCAAAACAGAGGAAAUCACUGCACAGUAUUUGACAGAAAUUGGACAAGAACAGUCCUCAGAUAUAUAUCUAUCUGUUGUGUGUGAAGAAGUAGCAGCUGGGUUCCAGGAAUUUGUAUGGACAGUCCAGCGUAAUGUUCAGGAUAUUCCAUCUCAGGAAAAAAUAAUUGUUGAUGAUUAUAAAACUAAACUGUCUGCCUGGAAAACCUCAUUGAAUACUGCAAUGACAAUAUUUCAUACAGAUUCCUAUAUAAUUAAUGAUCAUAAUCAAACAUUGUAAAACAGUCUCUGAUAGAAAAAGUAUUAAAGGUACUAAUUUC
Molecule: messenger RNA, 2466 nt
Organism: Mytilus trossulus (common blue mussel)
Lineage: Eukaryota; Metazoa; Mollusca; Bivalvia; Mytilida; Mytilidae
Product: Bardet-Biedl syndrome 12 protein-like
Exons: 11
Coding region: 60-2426 (788 amino acids)
Biological process (GO): chaperone-mediated protein complex assembly; photoreceptor cell maintenance
Source: RefSeq, a predicted model, not a curated record